UAUAACUUGCUAAUAAAUAAAACAAAAUAAGACCCAUUUUUCCAAUUAAUCUCCAUCCCCAUACACAAACAAUGAACUCCAACGACUUCUGCAAAAACAUACCAGACCUCGUAUCAUCAUUCAUCGACACCUUCGUUGACUUCACCGUCGCCGGAAUCUUCUUACCGGACCCACCAUCUCCACCCUUUUCUCAAACCACCUACCCUCCCCCUGACCGUCUGAUCGCCGUCGGUGAUCUCCACGGCGACCUCUCCAAAACCCAGCAAGCCCUCCGUCUGGCCGGCCUCAUCGACGCCGGCGACCGGUGGUCUGGCGGCAGCGCCACCCUGGUUCAAGUCGGAGACGUCCUCGACCGCGGUGGUGAAGAACUUAAAAUCCUUUACUUUCUGGAGAAACUUAAACGACAAGCGGUUAAAGAUGGUGGGAAUGUUAUUACCAUGAAUGGGAAUCAUGAAAUAUUGAACGUUGAUUGGAAUUUCUAUAGUACGGAUCCGUCUGGGAUGGAAGAAUUCCGAAAUUGGGCUUAUUGGUAUACUACAGGUAACAAUAUGAAACGAUUAUGUGAUGGAUUAACGAAGCCUAAAGAUAUAUACGAUGGAAUUCCUUCGAAUUUCCCUGGAAUUAAACAAGAAUAUUGGAGUGGAUUCAGAGCUAGAAUUGCUGCAUUGAGACCAAAAGGUCCCAUAGCUACAAGAUUCUUAUCUAAGAACUUAACUGUUCUUGUAGUUGGUGAAUCUGUGUUUGCUCAUGGUGGGCUUUUACCAGAACAUGUUGAUUAUGGUUUAGAACAGAUUAACAUCGAUGUUAGAGAUUGGAUCACAGGGUUAAAAGAUAACAUAUCUUCGGAUUUAGUUAGAGCAAGAAACUCAGUUGUUUGGCUGAGGAGAUUUUCAAGGAAAUCUGUUGAAGAGUGUGAUUGCAGUAUGCUGGAACAUGCGCUUGCAACGAUUCCAGGCACGAGAAGGAUGAUCAUGGGGCAUACUAUUCAAACUAGUGGCAUAAACACGGUUUGUGAUGGUAAAGCCGUACGGAUUGAUGUGGGGAUGUCGAAAGGCUGCAUAAACGGGCUGCCUGAGGUUCUAGAGGUUAGUGGGAAUUCCCAUUUGAAGAUCUUGACAUCAAAGACGGUUUAUGAUUCUGAUCGACAAGAUUUGGUGAUUCAAGAGCGGCAUGGACCUCUGGAAAUUCAAGUUAAGGCUUGAUUUUUUUUUUUCAGAUGUUAUUGUUGGACUUUAAAUCAAUAUGAAACACAUGUAGCUUUAAUUAUGGUUAACUAUUAAUAUUUAUUUGUAACCGAACACACUUAAAUUUGUGUAA
This is a messenger RNA of Helianthus annuus (common sunflower), 1317 nucleotides long. RefSeq names its product shewanella-like protein phosphatase 2. The record is from RefSeq and is a predicted model, not a curated record. The coding region runs from base 72 to 1202 and encodes 376 amino acids. Gene Ontology annotation, molecular function: hydrolase activity. The transcript is spliced from 2 exons. Lineage: Eukaryota; Viridiplantae; Streptophyta; Magnoliopsida; Asterales; Asteraceae.